UAGCUUAGUUCCUGACAGUUGUUAGCCUACUGUCUGACAGUUAUUAGCUUAUUUUCUGACAGUUGUUAGCUUAGUUCCUGACAGUUGUUAGCCUAGUUCCUGACAGUUAUUAGCCUAGUUCUUGGCUGGCCUUAGCUUAGUUCCUGACAGUUGCUACCCUAGUUCCUGACUGAUAUUAGCUUAUUUCCUGACAGUUGUUAGCCUAGUUCCUAACAGUUGUUAGCCUAGUUCCUGACUGGCCUUAGCUUAGUUCCUGACGGUUGUGAGCCUAGUUCCUGAUAGUUGUUAGCUUAUUUCCUGACAGUUGUUAGCUUAGUUCCUGACAGUUGUUAGCUUAGUUCCUGACAGUUGUUAGCCUACUUCCUGACAGUUAUUAGCUUAUUUUCUGACAGUUGUUAGCUUAUUUCCUGACAGUUGUUAGCUUAGUUCUUGACAGUUGUUAGCUUAGUUCUUGACAGUUGUUAGCCUAGUUCCUGACUGUCCUUAGCUUAGUUCCUGACAGUUGUUAGCUUAUUUCCUGACAGUUGUUAGCUUAGUUCUUGACAGUUGUUAGUCUACUUCCUGACUGUCAUUUGUCUAGUCAUUACCCUUGUUCCUGAUAGUUGUUAGCCCAGUUCCUGACAGUUGUUAGCCUAGUUCCUGACUGUCCUUAGCUUAAUUGUUGACAGUUGUUAGCUUAUUUCCUGACAGUUGUUAGCUUAUUUCCUGACAGUUGUUAGCUUAGUUCUUGACAGUUGUUAGUCUACUUCCUGACUGUCAUUUGUCUAGUCAUUACCCUUGUUCCUGAUAGUUGUUAGCCCAGUUCUUGACAGUUGUUAGCCUACUUUCUGACUGUCAUUUGUCAUUACCCUUGUUCCUGAUAGUUGUUAGCCUGGCUUAUAUUAGAUAGAAGUGUUCAGCGAAAGCUAAUACAUUGCUAUGCUUUAUCCUAGCUUUGCAUACCUACUAGCAUGCUGUUGGCCUCUUUGUCUAGUUGAAGCCUGCCUAGUCUUCCUGCUUCUAAUGCAAACUGCUUUGACCCCUCUCCUUUCUGCUGUGCCUGAAGUGUCAAAUGUAUCGUCACUGAUGCCCACUCUGGUCUUUGCUGCUUCUCUUCCUGAGUGGGAAGGUGUGCUCUCCCCACUUCAGACUUUGGCAAUAGGAAUAUGGAGACACAAGGAGCUCCCAGAACAGAGCCAUAAUAUCAAAUAUAAGUUAUUACAUGCAAAUAAUAAAUUCUCUGUGAUGAGGUUGGUCCUGACUGACUUAGUUUUGAGUUAAUAAAAAUGUUUAUUAAUGGUUUCACCUCACAUUAGUCUGCUUUGUUCUUUUUCUACUAAGCUUGAUCCUUGUGACUAUUUCUGCCCUGACAGCUGCUCUGUCUGUGGUUAAUAUGUUUUCUAUCUAAGAGACAAAAUUAGGUUCGCAAAACCGAACUGAGCCAUAAAAAAAGACCCCUCUGCUCACACACGUUUCAUUUCAGUUUGAGGUUCCAACAGUCGACAUGGAGGCCCCCGCUCUCUUCAUCAGCCUGUGGCUCCUCAUGUUGUUCCCACUGUGCACACAUGUUCAGACACUUGAUUCGGUGUUUCUUCGUGUUGAACCGUACAGACUGCAGUUCUUUGAAUACGAGUCUGUAACCUUCCAGUGUGAGGCCUCCAAUGACACAACAGGAUUAAAAACUGUCCAUCAGACUGAAAGGAAAUUCUUUUCAUGUAACACUAAAACUACGACAAAAUCAACAGUGUCGUCCUGCACUGUUCAAAGUGUUUAUCAUGAAGACAGUGGAGAGUACUGGUGUGAGUCUGGAGGAGGGAAGAGAAGCAACAGCAUCAAUAUCACUGUAACUGCUGGUUCUGUGAUCCUGGAGAGUCCUGUCCUCCCUGUGACGGAGGGAGAGGCUGUGACUCUGCGCUGCAGGAACAAGACGACAUCAACCAACCCCUCAGCUGAGUUCUACAAAGACGGGAUCCUCAUCAGAAACAGCUCUACAGGAGAGAUGACCAUCCAUAGUACUUGUAAGUGUGAUAAAGGACUCUACAAGUGUAGGAACUCUGGAGGUGAAGAAUCAGCUGAGAGUUGGCUAAAGGUCAAAGUAGCAGGAAAUUCAACAUUUUCAGGAGAUCCUGCACCGACAUGUCCCUCCAAUUCAGUCCUGAUCGUUUUCAGUGUUUUGUUGGCGCUGCUGUGUGUGGUUGGAUUACUUCACCUUGGCAAAGGUUAUUGGCACAGAGUAUCGCUCAACCUACCCAUACCUCCAUUUCCCUCGUCUGAGAGUCCAACAGUCCCUGUAGAGGCCAGAGUACCUGAUACAGCCAGGGACCUGUAUGCUGUGGUCCCGAAAAGCAGGGAGCUGAAAGCAGAUAACCGUGGCUUAUCAUCUGGAGCCCUUUACUACACUUUGGACGACACAACUGAUACUCAACAACAGGAGCCAGGAGUAUCCAACACCACAGCGACAGCAGGUUACUCAUCAGGUACCAGCCGACCUUUAACACAGGACUCCUUCUACUCCAUCAUCCAGCAGGUUGAGGAGUGACUUCUGACUGAAGCAUGGCUGGAAAAAAGAUGCUCCAUUUUUACCAAGUUUACAAAAGAGCUUUUAUAUCAGUGAAAAUUGACAAGUGACACAUUAAACCUCAGCUGUUGUAAUGAAAAUGUAAAUUAUGGCUAAAGUAGGCGGUCUUUUGGCCCUCUUCCUGUUUUCAUUGCAGUCAAGUGUUUAUUGAAUUUGUAAAAUGUCUUUGAAUUAAUAAAUGUACUUCGAGUGUU
Messenger RNA from Notolabrus celidotus (New Zealand spotty), 2751 nucleotides. RefSeq names its product Fc receptor-like protein 5. Bases 1484 to 2518 code for a protein of 344 amino acids. The record is from RefSeq and is a predicted model, not a curated record. NCBI's taxonomy places the organism in Eukaryota, Metazoa, Chordata, Actinopteri, Labriformes, Labridae. The transcript has 10 exons. Gene Ontology annotation, molecular function: transmembrane signaling receptor activity. Gene Ontology annotation, biological process: cell surface receptor signaling pathway.